AUGGCCGAGUCAAAAAACGAUACCCCUGUCGAUAACCCUGAGAGUGAUCAAUGUCAUUGUCCAAUAUAUCUUGAGAAGGUAAGAAAUCCGAAAUAUCUGCUGUGUUAUCAUACAUUUUGUGAGUCGUGUAUUCAGACUUAUAUUUCAAGUACGGCGACACGUAAGGAAAAUGAAACACUAAAAUCGAUAGAAUGUCCAGUGUGUCGUAGAUGUAUCGAGGCUCCGCGGAAUGACAUCUCGAGUGAAGAUUGGGCAUCAGAACUACCACAGAAUAAACUUCUUUUAACUAUAUCCGUAGAUCCCGAGCAAGAUGAAAGUAAAUUCUGUAUGUUUUGCAAACGAUCAGAGAAAGUGGUACCUGCGAAGCACUGGUGCAAAGUUUGUAUGGAAGCUAUUUGCGAAGAUUGUAAAUCAUUACAUAGAAAUGUGCCAGUUUUGCAGAAUCAUAAAAUUGUAAAUCUUUCAAACAUCAAGGAGGUGAAUAGUGAAGUUGAGAUAGAAGAAUCAUGUCUUUUGCACAAAGGAAAAGUACUUGAUGUGUUUUGCCACGACCAUCAAAAGCUAUGCUGUAGUGUAUGCCUUGUGAAAGAGCAUAAAUUGUGUAAGAAUAUAGACACAAUUGAAGAUAUAGCUCUGGGUAUUGAUCGAGAUAGCAUUCAAAUGACUGCUUCAAAAUAUAUCGAUUUGGAGAAAUGUGUAAAAGACAUUCUAUCAGAAAAUCUGAAAAAAGUAUCAAAACUUCAUACCAGGAAGCAAGAAAUAUGUAUGACCACUGAAGAGAAAGUUCAAGAAAUCAAAUCAUUAGUGGACAAUGCAUAUGCCAUGUGGCUGAAACGCUUUGAACAGAAUCAUGCAGAUUCUGUUGGAAACAUCGAAAUUGCUUCGGAGGAGUUGAGACGGUUUUCCACUACAGUACAUGAAGCAAGAACCAUGCUACAGUCAGUGUUGAAGAAUGGGUCGUCUAAACAAUUGUUUGUUACAAAUUAUAAAUUGCAAAACCAGAUUUCUGACCACAUCACUCGAUUAAAAUCCUUAGAUAUUUGGACUUUCUCUGAAGAUUACAAGCAAAAUAACUCGGACUUUCUCAGCCAAAUGUCCAAAGCAAAAGAGUUUGAAGACGUAGUAUUGUCUAGACUACAAUCAACGGCAGUGGAGAGAAUUUUAUUGAGCGCUCCAGACAAAGAUGAUAUAUUAAAAAGGAGACAAACCAUGUCUCAAAAGGACUGGAUGAAAGUCACCUUUAAGAAAUUAUCACAGAUUACCGGUUUCUCAGUAAGAGUUUAUUAUGGGUUGUUUAUACAUGACACAAGAAUUAUAUUAUCUUUUACCAACCCACCUUCACUGAAGAUAUACGACAUCAGUAAGGCCACAGGAAAAUGUGUUCACACUGAGACGUGUCAGAAGGCACCAUACGGUCUCUGUCACUCUGGUUGGAACUUGAAUGAAUUCUAUGUUUCCUUUGAAACAUUUAUCACUCAUUAUCGAGUUGAUGUCGCAGAAACUAUAACAUUCACAAAGGUGAGAACCAUUCAGUUGAAAGAACCCAUGUUGGCAAUUUCUCGUGGUCUAACAACAGCGUUUGCCGCCAAUCGUUCAGAAAGAAUGAUAUGUUCUUUAGAUUUUUGCAUUAUCCAUAGUUCACCAUAUAAUUUUUGGGGAGAUGUUCCCUUUGUGUCCUCUUCAUUGAUUUCAGAUCGUCAUUGUUUCAUACAGGAUGGGAUGGCCGUGGCAGUGGACCAGAAUAACAAAGAGAUUUUUAGAAGUACUCAGGAUACAACUUUUCGAGGACUUUCCUUUGACCUACAAGAUAAUAUUUUGGUGUGUGAUUGGUCACCUAAACUUAAACAGUUUAAACACGAUAAAAGUGGGGGCGGAGAGAUUGACGUUGCAGACAUGACUAGCACUUAUAACGUUGUACUUCAUCCAGCAGGAGAGAAGGUAUUGGUGUUAAGCCAUGAUAUAAAAUGUUGUGUAUACCAAGUAUCAUAGAAAUGGUAGACACAUGUAGAUCGCAGCUCAAAAUCC
Messenger RNA from Saccostrea cuccullata (small rock oyster), 2025 nucleotides. RefSeq lists its product as uncharacterized. Gene Ontology annotation, molecular function: zinc ion binding. The transcript has a single exon. The record is from RefSeq and is a predicted model, not a curated record. Bases 1 to 1989 code for a protein of 662 amino acids. Lineage: Eukaryota; Metazoa; Mollusca; Bivalvia; Ostreida; Ostreidae.